AUGCCGAUGCAUCCAGUCACCUCCACGUUGAUGUACCGGGGGGUCUGCACCAUCCCUGACAUCCUCUCCUACAGGACCCCGGUGAACCUGCCCGAAGACGAAGUUGAAGAAAUACGUGAGGCCUUCAAAGUAUUUGACCGUGAUGGGAAUGGAUUCAUCUCAAAGCAGGAGCUGGGAAUGGCCAUGCGCUCCCUUGGCUACAUGCCAAAUGAGGUGGAGCUGGAGGUCAUCAUCCAGAGACUGGACAUGGACGGUGAUGGCCAGGUGGACUUUGAAGAGUUUGUCACUCUUCUGGGCCCAAAGCUGACGGCAGCUGGGUUGCCAGAUAAGUUCCACGGCACUGACUUUGACUCUGUUUUUUGGAAGUGUGACAUGCAGAAGUUAACGGUCGAAGAGCUGAAAAGGCUUCUGUACGACACCUUCUGUGAUCACCUUUCCAUGAAAGACAUCGAGACCAUCAUCAUGACUGAGGAGAACCACAUAGAGAACCCUGGGGAGUGCCAGGUGGAUAUAGACACUUCCAGCCCGACGCAGCAAGUCAAGCAAACUUGUGUGCGCAAGAGCCUCAUAUGCGCCUUUGCCAUAGCUUUCAUCAUCAGCGUCAUGCUCAUCGCAGCCAAUCAGGUGCUGCGGAGUGGCAUGAAAUAGGAACUGUGGCAUUUUCAGCCUUGAACACCACCUAAAGGCUGCCUUACAGAUACAGAUAAAGCUAAAAAAACAAAAAACAAAUAACAGACAAUCGCACAGCUGUAAAACAGGCCAACAUAUGACCGUAGAGUAACUGGAGUUACCAAGGACACUACAUGUGCAGGAAUUGCUGACAUGCUGACAACUUACAGAGCUUCAAGGACAACAGGACCUCACAUGUGUUUAAAGUGGACAGCUGACUAUACAUAUCACUCUUCGUAAAACAACAUUUAGUAUUCAUUAGCUGUGUGCACUCGAGCAGUGUUUUCAGUAUGGUGGCAGCUAUAGAGAGAAGUGUAGUGUCCAGUUUUGUAUUUGUCCAGUGUACCAUGUGGUUUAUUAUAAACGAGUAGAAAGAAAUCUGUGAAAUAUUGUAAUGACAUUGGAGAAAAUUAGAUAAGAAAGUGCAGUUAUGUGCAAGGUCUGGAGUGCAAAGUGUUGUGGAGCUGUUGUAUGUGUUGCAACAUAGUUCAGAAACCACUUGGGAAUAACAAUACCUUUGUAAGAAACAGAUAAAAUGGUUUGCAGGGAGGUGCAUGUCAUCGUGUGGACAGUUUUACUCAUUCACUGACUGCAGGGCUUCAGCGUGAGAAGGAUGGAGCGGGAUGACGCAGGUGAAUGGCUCUCAGGAGGAAGGUGCAAUCUGAAUGCACAGGUAACUGGCUGGACAUGCAGUGAACACUCAGCUCUCUCUGUCUCCACAGCAGGGCC
Messenger RNA from Micropterus dolomieu (smallmouth bass), 1398 nucleotides. It is a transcript of the gene cabp7a, whose product is annotated as calcium-binding protein 7. The transcript is spliced from 5 exons. The record is from RefSeq and is a predicted model, not a curated record. The coding region runs from base 1 to 648 and encodes 215 amino acids. Gene Ontology annotation, molecular function: calcium ion binding. Lineage: Eukaryota; Metazoa; Chordata; Actinopteri; Centrarchiformes; Centrarchidae.